This is a messenger RNA of Papaver somniferum (opium poppy), 1233 nucleotides long. RefSeq names its product CASP-like protein 1D1. The transcript has 2 exons. Bases 434 to 1006 code for a protein of 190 amino acids. The record is from RefSeq and is a predicted model, not a curated record. Lineage: Eukaryota; Viridiplantae; Streptophyta; Magnoliopsida; Ranunculales; Papaveraceae.
GGCAGAGUGGGGAAUUACUUCGUUUUGUAACUGCAAAACUACUCCGGCAGGAAGAGGUAGAAUCACAAUCUUGGGAUGUAAUCCGAUCCGUCUAAUGUUCAUACUCGUAAUGAAAUUUCGGUACUUGUCAACGUAAAUGUUACUAAUCCAUUAGUGUUUAGUUGGUGAAGGGUUAAACAUAAUGCUGGAAUUAAGAAUAACCAAAACAUAUUCCAUGCACCAAUAAUAUUUAGCAAGACAAAUUGAUGCUAGCAUGCAUACAUCAUCAUUUGAGGUUGGCAUUGAUUCUUCUUGAUUAUUAAAUUUUAUAUCACCUAGCCAGUCGCUUCUCCUUAGUUUUCUGUCUAUAAAUUAGCUAUCUAUCCUUAAACGUAUCUCUUAAUCAACACUUCUAAUCACCUUUCAAAACAAUCUCCUUCUCUAAUUAAUCAUCAUGUCUACUGAGGAAGUGGUGGCGAAAGAUACGGCUACUGUCGAAACAGGGGGAGUCUCAAAUGAUACCGGCUCUGAUGCUAGCUCCCUAAGUUUAACAGCAGGUUUGGCCGUCCGGAAAUUGUUAUUCUGGACGGUGUUUGUCGCUGCAAUCGUUGUACAUACAAGUAAACAAACGGUAGACGGUUUAUCUGAUGGUUCAAAAACAACCAAAUAUACCAACUAUCCUGCUUACAAGUAUCUCUUGUCGGUUCUUUGGAUAGUUUGUGGCUACACUUUUAUUGCAUCCAUAAAUUCAGCCAUUUGUGGAAGGUCUGGAAACAAGUAUUUCAUUCUCAGUCUCUUAAUGUGGGAUGCCAUGAUCUUAACACUUAUGGCUUCUGCUACUGGUACUGCCGGAGCUGUCUUGUUUAUUGGAACUAAAGGAAAUUCCCAUGAUGGAUGGUCAAAAACAUGUAAUGUUUUCGAUAAGUUUUGCCGUCAUAUGUGGGCAUCAUUUGGACUAUCGAUAUUUGCAUGCUUUCUCCUUGUUUGGAUUAUCGUUUACUCAGCUGGUGCCAUCAAAACAGCUUGAUUAUAAUUAUACCCGGACUUAUAAUUAUACCCGGACAUAUAUGCUCGACUUGUGUGAAUUUGCUUCUAUAUAUUUAGAAUCGUCGUUGUUUGUGAUCUUCCAAUCGAUUCUCUUUCAACACACCGGGGCCUAUGUGUGCAGUUGUGUACGUAUAUAGAAUGGAUGUAAAUUUAUUUUGUUGAUUUCGUGAAGUGAAUAAUGAAUUUGCGAGUAAGUUUGAUUUAUUA